UAGAGGUGUUAGUUGCAUUCUGACCAGAGAAGAACAGACAUUUCUUCUGGGACAAUUUUCAGUUUUUAGUUACGAUUAUCUUGGAGACAUUUCACAACAAAUUAGACACAUUUUUAUAAGUUUUCCUUUUUCUGUUGAUGAACUGGGUGUGUUGAAUUUUGACUGGAUUUACUCAUCAUGAUGAAGCUGAUCCUGUCUCUCACUCUCAUCUGGACACUCUCCAGCACAGCUGAAGCUCUUAAGUGUUGGCAUGGUGAAGGGACUGACAUAAAGCAACAGACCUUACUUCCAUGUAACUCUACUGACCUGUGUGUAACUGUUGCCUAUCAAGGAUAUGAAAAUGGGACUGUCACUCAGGACACCAUCAGGUUUUGUUUGCCAUCCUCCCUUUUCAGCGAAGGAAAGCACACAUUUUCAUUCAAUGUUGGUUUUGCAAGUAUGGCUGCAUCUGUUUAUGUGUGUAACACAGAUCGCUGCAACAGUCAAGUAAUUCCUUACUCUGUUAAUAGGACGAAAAACAACCUGCAGUGUUUCACCUGUGAUGAUCCAUCUUCUGCUGUGUGUGACAAGGCAGUUCAGUGUGUGGGAGAGCAGGAUCACUGCUUUAGUUGGACUGUGGACGAUGACGAGGACAGACAAUUUCAUACCUUUGGAUGUGUCUCUGCAAACCUCUGUGAAGUUGCUUCUCACUUUGAGCCCUUGUCUGAAUUGUCUAUUAAAUUACUUAGUGAACCAAAAUGUUGUGGAAGCAGCUUCUGUAACUCAGCCUGGUCUGUCAAACUGAAUGUGAUCCCUCUGCUGUUUGGACUCAUUACCCUUAUUGUCUAUUAG
Molecule: messenger RNA, 831 nt
Organism: Thunnus maccoyii (southern bluefin tuna)
Lineage: Eukaryota; Metazoa; Chordata; Actinopteri; Scombriformes; Scombridae
Product: urokinase plasminogen activator surface receptor-like
Exons: 6
Coding region: 178-831 (217 amino acids)
Source: RefSeq, a predicted model, not a curated record